Dendronephthya gigantea is the source of this 1491-nucleotide messenger RNA. RefSeq names its product protein LCHN-like. NCBI's taxonomy places the organism in Eukaryota, Metazoa, Cnidaria, Anthozoa, Malacalcyonacea, Nephtheidae. Gene Ontology annotation, cellular component: cytoplasm. The record is from RefSeq and is a predicted model, not a curated record. The transcript has 8 exons. Bases 145 to 1443 code for a protein of 432 amino acids.
UGAAAUGCCCUUUUUUUGGGCGAAAAGAAAGAGUUUUUAUGGAAUAUUUCUGCAGUGAGAAUACAAUUUAUUCAUUUACAAUCUGGGUUCAAUUUACAACUGAAAAGCUAUGAUCCAGGGGGGGAGUUGCUUUGUAUCUCAAGCAUGGCUGCAGAUGAGGACGAUAUAAAGGGACUUGUUUUCAACGAAGAAAUACCCGAAGCAACUCAUUUUCCUACGGAAAAGGUUACCGAAUAUGGUUCUACAGAACAAUCUUUACCAGGAAGACUAAAUAUUGCGGGAACUUCGGGCGCAACAGAUCCAGGAGACGAUGAAAGCCACGAAGAAUUCAUUAUCGCAGUCUUUGUCGUGUCAUUUGACACUAGAAAAGGUAAUAUAAUUGAAUGGAAGUAUCCAGAGUGUGUGAAGUUGACUGGAGUUGAGUUCAAAGCUUUAGCAAGUGGCUCACAUACUGUAUUCAAAGAUUUUGUUUAUUUUAAACAUGGCGACAAUCAGUUUGGUCUUAGUUGCUAUGAGCGAAUCUCUGUUGAGAACGAAAAUGAACGUGGCGCAAGGAUGAAAUCUGUUGGAAUCAUCUGUUCCAAGUAUACGUCUCUCCAUGAACAUAUGGAGUUUCUGGAAGAUCAAGUUAGAUUCCAACUUGAAAAUCCAGAAUCAUAUGAAAGUUUAAUGAACUAUUACAAUAAAUUCAGAGUGUGCAGAAGAAAAAACAACUGGCUUCAUUCACCUCAAAAUGUCCUUGGUGUAGAGGACUUGCCUUUUCUGAAGAUAACCCAUCCUGCUGGUUGUUUUUCACAAUUUCUUAAUUUCUUUGGCGAGAAAAUUUUUAUAAUAUGGAAACUGAUUUUACUUCAUCGACGCAUUCUAUUCUUCUCCCCACCUCCCGUGGGGAUCUCCUGUUAUAGAGUUUACUGUGCUUGUCUUUUGGGCAGUCACUCCAUUCCGCUUUCAUUUGAGAGUGGUUCAAUCAACCCAUUGUUUUUUACAAAUAUUUUUGACAUUCCUUAUUUGGGGACAGAACACAAAUAUAUUGCAUGCACAACAGAAAAAAUAUUUGAAAGUAAAAGUACUCUUUAUGAUGUGUAUGUGGACAAUCAGAACAUUAAAUGCAAACCAUAUUUAUCAUCAAUACAAUAUGUUAAUAGUUACGAUAAGAAUCGAUAUAAUCGAUUGCUUGAUUAUCGUUCAAAUCAACUGUUAUUAAACGAAGGUGAAUGUGUCGAUGACGAAAAAAUGUACGCGAGAUUUUUUGCGGAUUUAAACAACAGUCUUUUUCAAGCGCUUAUAGACGUUGCCUCAACGCGCGAUAAACUUCUUCGUUCUGACGCUAUACGCGAAAUGGGACUGGAUCCAAAACACGAUAGAAUAUUUUUGAGAGAAUUAAUAGAACUUUAUGGCGUCGAGGUUCCGUUAGAGAAUGACUCUUGUUGUUGUAUUAUGUAAUAUAUUAAAUGAGUAAAAAUUAGGUUUGCAAAACAUGGCUUGAUUGUC